AUUUCAGUUUGGUUUGACGUAAGAAGAAAAGUAAACGUGUUUAGGAAAUAACGAUCGAUUCCAAACCGACCGCGCAUCAAGCGAGCGAUUUACCACUGGGCUACUAGAUUGUAAUCACGCGAGAGCUAAAUAUAUUGAGUUCAGUAGGCUUACAUUUACCCAGCGUUGGGCUAUUUCUGGUUGGGUUUUCCAAGUUUCGUAUCGAUAUUUCUUCUCUAUCUUGAAAUGUAUAGUAUACAAAUGUUGCGGGUGAAACAAAUCUAUUUAUAUUGGUAACUCAUCGUAAACAUCAAUACAUCUGGAGUACUCUACGUCUAAUAAGAAGUUUUCAGCUGUAGUACAAGAUGGCGACAGGUCUACGAGUAAUGCGAGGACGCGAUUGGCUGUCGGGUAACGCUGACGGGGGUGAAGGUCACCUCGGAACGGUGGUGUCAUAUUGGGAAGAUGAAACAGCUGAAGUGAUCUGGGACAAUGGAAAACAAACUGUGUCGAACAUUGGGAAGGAUAGCAAAUACGAGCUGAGGGUUGUAGACACUGCUCCUGUAGGAAUUCGCCAUCAGAAUAUCACCUGUUGUAGCUGUGAAGAGGUUAAUAUGAUUGGCAUGCGAUGGUCAUGUGAGAAAUGUAGCGGUUACGAUUUGUGCUCUUUGUGCUACUUCACGGGAAAGCAUGACCUCUCUCAUGAGUUCAAGCGUCGAGACACGGGCCAAUCUACGGGAGAUCGCGUGCCUGCACGGGAUACCUCGAAGAAGAUUCGAACUAGAGGACUGUUUCCUGGCGCCGUCGUUACGCGUGGCACUCAUUGGGAUCAGGGGCACAAAGAUGGUGGUCCAGGCAAAGAAGGGACUGUAGUUGUUGUGCUCAGCUUUGAUUCUACAACACACAAAUCGGCUGUGAGUGUAGCGUGGGAAUCAGGGGAGACAACCACGUGCCGUGUGGGUCACCAAGGUCAGGUGGACGUCCAGUGUGUCCGUGAAGCUCUUGGACCAGAUAUCUACGCUGAACAUCUGCCACUUUUAGAUCUUGCUGGUGCCAGAGCUGCACUACCCGUGACGUCUCAAGCAGAGGGUGGUAGUCCUCAAGGAGCCCGAGUGCCUAAACUAAAGAUGGGCGCCAUAGUGAGGAUUCUUGAUGACAAGGACAAGGUCAAAGAAUUGCAGGACGGUCACGGGGAAUGGAUAGACCCUAUGGAAAAGGCCCUUGGUAAGGUGGGCAAGGUGGUGGUGUUACAUGCUAAUGGUGAUGUAAACGUCAAGUUUGGGAGUCAGGUGUGGAUUUUCAAUCCGGCAUGCUGUGUGCCUAUCACCAAGUGCGAGCAGCUGUACGAAUCGUCAGAUGUGGAGGACUCAGAACCUCUCGACCUGUUGAAAAUCUUGGGAAAAACGCUAGAACAGCAGAUUCAACUGCUAGGACGUCUUGGGUCAGACGAAGAAGGGGGCCGUAUGUCACUGAAAGGAGAGGGGUCAACAGAAUUUUUAGAGGCAAUUAAGGAUUCAGAUGUGGAGAGAGUUAAGAAGGUUUUAGAGAGAUUUCCAAAACUAGUAACUGUGCGACCAGACAAUGGCAUCACAUGUCUGCACAUUGCAGCCAAAUAUGGAAAACUGGAAAUUGUCAAGUUUCUGGUGGAAAAAUGGUUUGACGUGAACGCUAAAGACCUGUCUGGAAACACAGCUCUUCUAAAAGCUUUGACAAAGAAACACGUAGACGUGUCACGCUUUCUAAUUGAAACUGGUACUGAUCUAGAGAUCAGCAACGACAAGGGCCAAAGCGCUUUGCACUGUGCUGUUUAUGCCGCAAACGCGUCACUUGUUCGUGAUCUGAUGAUACGAGGUUGUGACGUCAACGUUGUGGACAAUUCUGGCGACACUCCUCUCCAUGAUGCUAUAGGGCAAAACGAGAACACUUGUGCAGAAAUGAUUCUGAUGUCACCAAACCUCGACUUAACUAUUGCCAAUGAAAGAGGAUUUAACCCACUACAGUGGGCUGCGUUUCACGGCAAAUUUGGUGGCACAUUGGUUGAGAAAACCAUACUAAGAAACAAGAGUCUUAUUGACGUAAAACUGGAAGAUGGGUCCACACCUCUUCAUAUUGCAGCAAUAAACGACCACAAAGAAGCAACAGAAAUACUUAUCAAACAGGGAGCAGACGUGAAUAUCAAAGACAAGAACGAAGCUACUCCGUUGCAUCUUGCAUGCGAUCGCGGCUUUGUGGGUGCAACUAAAAUUCUAGUUAAUGCAGGAGCUGAUGUUAACAUGGUCGACGUUAACAAAAACACGCCUCUGCACGUGUUGAUGGGGACCUCAGAGAGCUCAGAAGGAGAUCCGAAGUUACUGAAACAUGGCUCUGGUACUCAGAGACGUAUUAAACUGGCCAUAUUCCUGUUGGAGCAUGGAGCAGACGUCAACGCCAGAAACAAAGACGACAAAACGCCAGUCGAUAUUUGUACUGUCAAGACGUUGAAAAAAGCUGUUGAACAUUUCAAGACAGAAAGUAGUAAACCUGCGUCUACAUUAGUCAGCGCUCUGCUGUGUUCCCAGUGCUUCUCACGCACCGCUGACGUCACGUUGUUGCCAUGUAACCACAAGUUCACGUGCAGAGAAUGUCAUAAGAUGGUGUCCGUUUGUCCAAUUUGUGGAGGAGAGGUCGCAAAAGCUUUUGAUGCGGGUAAUACUCAUCUUAAAUGUAUACAUCUGCAAUUUUACCUAGAUUAUAUGUGGAAGCCAUGUAGGUCAUGUCCAUAAGAUGACCUACUUAGCAGUAGUGUUAUAUGAGCAUAAGGUGGCUUAAGCUAUUCUUUACAAGAGGAUUACAUACAGACAUUUUAAAAAAUAAACUACAAAAAUAUAGAAAUCUUGUUUUAAUGCUAAUUCUUUAUUUGUUUAUAACUUCAUUGUAUUUACUUAUAUGGAAUACACGUUAUACUUUUAGUUUCAAACUAUGUUUUAAUAUUUCUUUAGUGAGAGUAAUACGUCGAUUCGUAUGUGGUUUCUAAACUUUAUAUAAUUCAGGACCUCAAAAGAUCUAAGUCAGAUAGGAACGUUUGUUCAUGAUAUUUUUGUUCUGCUGUAUUUCUAUAGUGGGGUCUCGCCCUGGUGAAUUAUUCACAUGGUACAGAAUAUUAUAAAUUUAAUAUGUUAUUUUUACAUAAUAUUAGAACAUCAUUCUUUCA
Gigantopelta aegis is the source of this 3169-nucleotide messenger RNA. RefSeq names its product E3 ubiquitin-protein ligase MIB2-like. Gene Ontology annotation, biological process: protein ubiquitination. Bases 345 to 2741 code for a protein of 798 amino acids. Gene Ontology annotation, molecular function: protein binding; ubiquitin-protein transferase activity; zinc ion binding. NCBI's taxonomy places the organism in Eukaryota, Metazoa, Mollusca, Gastropoda, Neomphalida, Peltospiridae. The record is from RefSeq and is a predicted model, not a curated record. Gene Ontology annotation, cellular component: cytoplasm. The transcript has 17 exons.